Molecule: messenger RNA, 710 nt
Organism: Lathyrus oleraceus (garden pea)
Lineage: Eukaryota; Viridiplantae; Streptophyta; Magnoliopsida; Fabales; Fabaceae
Product: putative expansin-B2
Exons: 3
Coding region: 60-554 (164 amino acids)
Biological process (GO): sexual reproduction
Cellular component (GO): extracellular region
Source: RefSeq, a predicted model, not a curated record
AGCUUAUUCAUCAAACCAUAGAGUGCUUAUCAACAUAAUACUAGUGUUGUAGUGAUAUCAUGGCUUUUACGUUAGGACAUGCAUUUUCUCAUAUAUUCAUCUUUGUAUGUUUGCUCUCAAUAUUCCUAGGAACCCCUUCCUUUUGUUUUAAACCCAAAAACCUUGUUAGUGUUACUUCCAACUUCUCAUCUGAUUCAGGUUGGGCAUCUACUAUGGCUACUUGGUAUGGGCCUCCGGAAGGUUAUGGAAGUGAUGGUGGUGCUUGUGGAUAUGGAAAAGCUGUUGGCCAACCUCCAUACAACUCAAUGAUAUCAGCCGGAAACCCUGUCAUUUACCAAUCAGGAAAAGGCUGUGGUUCAUGUUAUCAUGUGAAGUGCACAGGGAAUUCUGCUUGCUCAGGCAACCCUGUUAGGGUACUUAUCACUGAUGAGUGUCCUGGUUGUGAACAUUAUUUUGACUUGAGUGGCAAAGCUUUCGGUUCCAUGGCAAUUGCAGGUCAAGCUAACAACUUACGCAAUGCUGGAAAAGUGUCCAUUCAAUAUGAAAAGUGUUAAAACUUACCGAGCAACCAAAUGUUUUUAUUAAACCUUCUAUAUGUUUUUAUUUGAACUACUAGUUAUAGUGAUAUGUAUCCACCUCAAUCAAGUUCCUCUAAGUGGAUUUUAGAUUGUAUUAUGGAAUCAAUUAAUAAUGCAGUCAUUUAUAACUUA